This is a messenger RNA of Contarinia nasturtii (swede midge), 2111 nucleotides long. Its product is annotated as carbohydrate sulfotransferase 14-like. Bases 286 to 1926 code for a protein of 546 amino acids. Gene Ontology annotation, cellular component: membrane. The transcript is spliced from 3 exons. The record is from RefSeq and is a predicted model, not a curated record. Gene Ontology annotation, molecular function: sulfotransferase activity. NCBI's taxonomy places the organism in Eukaryota, Metazoa, Arthropoda, Insecta, Diptera, Cecidomyiidae. Gene Ontology annotation, biological process: carbohydrate biosynthetic process.
GGAAGGGGAGAGGAUGCAAAAGACGAAAAGAGAGAGAGUCGAAGUGCACAAAUCAUUCAGACGCUGGAUAGCACCAACCAUCUGUCAGAUCGGUGGUGAAGCGACAGAAAGAAAAACGAGACAAAACAUACACGCAGCAAAGAUGUCAGACGACGUGUGAAUUCUCGUUGCUUUUAUUAUACGUGGAAUUUUUGUCAGCGCCGAAUCAACCAACAAGUUUUUUUUUUCUUCUCUUUUGUGAUUUGUUUUUUUUUCUUCUGUGGUGUGCCAUUCAGUGUUCGAAACAUGAAUAGUACGGAUGUUGUGUCGGAUUUUGAAGCGAGCUGUGAACUAUCGAAAAAUCAUCAACAUUUACGCAACGAGACAAGAGAACGUUUGAAAAAUUUAUUUGCCAAAACACCUGCAUUACGUGAUUUAAAUUAUGAUGUAACAGCCGAAGAGAUUGCAGCCGAAAUUGCAAUCGUGAAUGGUGAAUCAAUUAAAGUGUAUUUGACACGUGAACCAUAUGAAGAGCUUAAGGUCAUUGUGCCGAAAAAUAGCACCGUACGUGAUUUAAAAGCGGCCAUUCGACGUACAUUCACCGCUCUACGGUAUCGACAACGUACAAACACAAACGAACCAAAUGUCAUAUCAAAGCAACAAUUUGAACGACAUCAUUCCGGCGAAACUAUUCCAAACAUUUCGUGGAAAUACAUCUGGCGAACAUAUUAUUUGAAAAAUGACACAGAUGUUCUGAUUAACGAUGAACAAACGCUAAGCGAAUAUAAUGUAUGCAAUAAAUGCACAUUGAAAUUUGUGAAAAAAAUUAAAAUCGACCGUAGAUCGCAACGAAACAAAUUAAAAGACAAACUAAAAAUAAUCGAAAAAAUGUUGCAUUCAAACGAUUUAAUUAAAAUAGUGAGAGCUAUGUUGAAUUCCACAUUUCGUGUGUCAAAUUCGCUGUGUUUAAUUUUAAUAGUAUGCAUUUUAAUUGACGUGCAACCAUUGCCUGCUUUAAUCGUAGAGAACGAGAACAAUCAUAAUAUUCGUUUGAAUAGUCAUGGGUUUGAAUUGACCCAGGCAAAUAAUUUAUUGCGUCAGGAGCAAGUGCAAAAAGUGUGUGCCAAUUUAAAAUCACAAUCAAUUAUCGAAGACAUAGCUGACAUACCAGACGAUCAACUCGAUCACAUGAUAAUCGACGAUAAACACAAAUUUCUCUAUUGUUACGUGCCAAAAGUUGCCUGUACAAAUUGGAAACGUGUUUUAAUGUUGAUGACAGAUCAAUGGAAAAACGGCACCGAUCCACUGAAAAUACCGGCCGCGAUGGCUCAUUCAGCCGGAAUUUUUCGUAAAUUCAAUGCAUUAACACCGAACGAACGUGAAACAGUUUUAACACAAUACACUCGUUUCAUUAUCGUUCGUCAUCCAUUCGAGCGGCUAUUGUCAGCCUAUCGCAAUAAGCUCGAAGGAAAUAUGCCAAGUGCUCGAUAUUUCCAAGAACGUAUUGGUCGGCAAAUAAUUAAAUCAUUUCGUUUAAAUGCAGCAACCGAUUCGCUAAAUCGAGGCCAUGACGUCACAUUCAAUGAAUUCAUUAUGUAUCUGUUAACACCUGAACUAAGCAUGAACAAUCAAGCAAAUCAAUCGUUUAAUUCGUUUAACGAACACUGGGAACCUAUAAAUAAGUUAUGUCAUCCGUGUGCGAUCAAAUAUAAUGUAAUUGGAAAGUACGAAACACUAAUUGACGACUCAGCGCUUGCAUUGCAUUUGGCCGGUGUUAAUAUCACCUUUCCGACGAGUCAACGCACAUCGCGCACUGGUGAAUAUUUGCGUGAAUAUUUUAAUCGAAUUCCGGUUAGCGUGACGAAAAGUCUAUAUAAAUUGUACGCGGUUGAUUUUAAAUUAUUUGGCUACAGUUUGGAAGAUGUGCUCGGUUAUGAACUUGAAUAGUUAUCAUAACGGACAUGCAUAACGAACCACAUACACCACACACGAUUUUUUUGAGCAAAUAAGAAAACAGGUUGAACGAUUAGUAGAUCGUGUUUCAACGUCAACGCUGCUCGAAGAUCGUCGUGAUGCGUGCCGUGCUCUAAAGUCAUUGUCGCGUAAAUAUCGUGUUGAGGUCGGUGCCCAGG